AGUUCACCUCUGCUCCCUGAGGUCCCCGUAAGCCCAGAAGCUGAAGUCUGGUCUUGGGCAACCCCACCCUCUCCGCGGCUGUGAUUGGCCCUUCAGUUUCACCUCCCCAAAGAGGUUCUUGGGAAGCUCUCCAGUACAGGGUUAAAUUUCAGGAGGCUGCAAAGCACAGACGAGAAAGGCAAGGCAACUCAAACUUGAAGACAUGAAAUCCCCAAGGAGAACCACUUUGUGCUUCAUGAUUAUCGUGAUUUUUUCUUCCCAAGCUACACUGAACUUGAAUUUAGAGUCUAUUGUUUAUCCUUUGCUUCUCCAUGAACAUGAACUAUCAGGGGAGGACCCAGUAAGGCAAAAACGAGCUGUUGCCAUGAGCAGUCCUGCAGCCCAAGAAUUCACUGUCGGUGUUGAGGUCAGUUUUGAAGAUGCCUCCUUCCUGGAGCCUGGCAAAGCUUACUUGAAUAGCCUCAGUUUUCCAGUUCAAGGGGAUGACACUGGCCCAGCUACCAACAUUUUGAGCAUUGAGGUGGCUACAGUCUGCAGACCCACUGGAAGUGAAAUCUGGUGCUCCUGUGAGAAAGGCUAUAAGUGGCCUCAGGAAAGGUGCCUCCGCAAUCUCACUUGUCAAGGGCAUGAUGGCUCCCCUUCAGGGCAUCAUCGCAGUUGCCUUGAGGGACUGCCUCCCAAGGGACCUUUUUGCCAGCUCCAGGGAGCAGAUAUUACCCUGCGAAUGUCGGUCAGACUCAAUGUGGGCUUUCAAGAAGAACUCAGGAACUCUUCCUCUGCCCUCUAUAGGUCCUACAAGACUGACUUGGAAAUAGCGUUCUGGAAGGGUUAUAGUAUUUUACCAGGCUUCAAAUUGGUGACAGUGACAGAGUUCAGGCCUGGAAGUGUGGUUGUGGUGUAUGAAGUCACGACAGCAGCAGCAUCACCUGAAUUAAUGCGCAAAGCAAACGAGCAAGUAACACAGAACCUCAAUCAGACCUACAAGAUGGACAGCAAUUCCUUCCAGGUUACUUACAGCAAUGAAACGAAGUUCUCCAUCACCCCAGAAAUCAUCCUCGAAGGGGAUACAGUAACUCUGAUGUGUGAGAACGAAGUUUUGUCCUCCAACGUAUCCUGGCAGCACGUGGAAACAGGCUUCGACAUCCAGAACAGCAGCAGAUUCUCCAUCUACACCUACGUGCUCAACAACAUGACCUCCGUGUCUCGCCUCACCAUUUACAACAUCACUCAGGAUGACGCGGGUGAAUAUAUUUGCAAACUGACAUUAGAUAUUUUUGAAUAUGGGUCCAGAAAAAAAAUAGAUGUUACGUCCAUCCGGAUUUUGGCAAAUGAAGACAUGAAGGUGAUGUGUGACAACAAUCCUGUAUCUUUGAGCUGCUGCAGUGAGAUGGCGGUGAAUUGGAGUCAAGUUGAAUGGAAGCAAGAGGGAACUAUAAGCAUUCCAGGAAGCCCUGAAACAGACACAGACCCUGGCUGCAGCAGAUACACCCUCAUGGCCGAUGGCACUCAGUGUCCGAGCCGAUUAUCUGGAACGACAGUGAUCUACACGUGUGAGUUCAUCAGCGCCCACGGAGCCAGAGGCAGUAAAGACAUAAAAGUGACAUUCAUCUCUGUGGCCAACCUAAAAAUAACCCCGGACCCAAUUUCUGUUUCUGAGGGACAAAGCUUUUCUAUAAAGUGCAUCAGUGAUGUGAGUAGCUAUGAUGAGGUGUACUGGAACACUUCUGCUGGAAUUAAAAUAUACAAAAGGUUUUAUACCACGAGGAGGUAUUCUAAUGGAGCAGAGUCGGUGCUGACAGUCAAGACCUCGACCAGGGAGUGGAACGGAACCUAUCACUGCAUAUUUCGAUACAAGAAUUCAUACAGUGUCAUGGCCAAAGAUGUCACCGUCCACCCGCUGCCCCUAGAGCCUGAUAUCAUGGUUGAUCCUUUGGAAGCUGUCAUUCCAUGCACAAGCUCCCGUCACAUCAAGUGCUGCAUUGAGGAGGACAGAGACUACAAGGUCAUUUUCCAAGCUGGUUCCGCGUCCUUUCCGGCUGCAAAAGAAGUUAAUGGAAAGCAAGUGUGCUACAAACACCAUUUCGUGGCAAACUCAAUUUCCUGUCCAGAAAAUAUGGAUGUGUUUUGUCAUAUUACCAAUGCUGCUAAUAAUUCAGUCCGGAGCCCAUCUAUGAAGCUUUAUCUGGUUCCUGGGGAGAACAUCACAUGCCAAGAUCCUAUCAUAGGUGUUGGGGAACCCGGAAAAGUCAUCCAGAAGCUUUGCCAGUUCUCUAAUGUUCCCAGAGUCCCUGGGAGUCCCAUUGGCGGGGUCAUAACUUACAGAUGUGUGGGCUCCCAGUGGAAGGUCAAGAAAAACGACUGCAUCUCUGCCCCAAUAAAUACUCUGCUCCAGCUGGCUGAGGCUUUGAUGAAGAGCCCUUCUCAGGAUGAGAAACUCCCUUCAUACCUAAAGAAUCUUUCCAUUAGCACAAACCAGGUGAAACUUGAAGUCAACUCAUUUCCUGGGAGCCUGGGAGCCAUUAUUAACAUCCUUGAUUUGCUCUCAACAGUUCCAACCCAAGUGAAUUCAGAAAUGAUGAUGCACGUCCUCUCCACGGUCAACGUCAUCCUCGGCAAACCCAUUUUGAAUACCUGGAUGACGUCACAACAGCAAAAGACCAAUCAGAGCUCACAGUUACUGGAUUCAGUGGAAAGAUUUUCCCGAGCCUUGCGGUCAGAAGAUAGCACCAUCUCCCAACCUAAUGUUCAGAUGAAGAGCAUGGUCAUAAAAUCUGGCCACCCCAAAUCCUACACACAGAGCUUUGUUUUCUUAGACUCUGACCUCUGGGGCAAUGUGACCAUUGAUGAAUGCCAGCUGGAACACGUACAACCAGAUUCAUUUAUCGUCACUGUGGCUUUCCCAACUCUCAAAGCCAUCCUCGCCCAGGACCUUCCAGGAAAGACUUUUGCAAACAGCUUGGUCAUGACAACCACUGUCAGCCACAAUAGAACCACGCCAUUCAGAAUUUCGAUGACUUUCAAAAUCAACAACCCUUCGGGCGGGGUACCAAGGUGUGUCUUCUGGAACUUCAACCUCGCCAACCGCACGGGGGGUUGGGACAGCAGUGGGUGUUACGUUAAAGAAGUCACCGAGGACAGUGUGUCCUGCAGCUGUGACCACCUCACAUCAUUCUCCAUCCUCAUGUCGCCUGAUUCUCCAGACCAUGAUUCUCUCCUGAAAAUACUACUGGAUAUCAUUUCCUACAUCGGGCUGUGCUUUUCCAUCUUGAGCUUGGCAGCCUGCCUCGCUGUGGAAGCCGUGGUGUGGAAAUCGGUCACGAAGAACCGGACUUCCUCCAUGCGCCACAUCUGCAUCGUGAACAUUGCCGCCUCCCUUCUGGUCGCCGACGUCUGGUUCAUCGUGGCCGCCGCCAUCCACAACUACCGCUACCCACUCAACCAGACGGCCUGUGUGGCCGCCACCUUCUUCAUCCACUUCUCCUACCUCAGCGUCUUCUUCUGGAUGCUGACUCUGGGCCUCAUGCUCUUCUACCGCUUGGUUUUCAUCCUGCAUGACACGAGCAAGUCCAUUCAGAAGGCUAUUGCGUUUUCUCUCGGCUACGGUUGUCCUCUGGUCAUCUCCGUCAUCACGGUGGGGGCCACCCAGCCCCGGGAGGUCUACACAAGGAAAAACGCCUGUUGGCUCAACUGGGAGGACACCAAGGCCCUGCUGGCGUUCGUUAUCCCAGCACUGAUCAUUGUGGUGGUCAACGUGACCGUCACGGUCGUGGUCAUCACCAAGAUCCUGAGACCUUCCAUCGGGGACAAGCCAAGCAAGCAGGAAAAAAGCAGCCUGUUCCAGAUCACCAAGAGCAUUGGGGUCCUCACACCUCUCUUGGGGCUCACCUGGGGUUUCGGUCUCGCCACCGUGUUCCAGGGGAGCAAUGCUGUGUUCCAUAUUGUAUUUACCCUCCUCAAUGCCUUCCAGGGAUUAUUCAUUUUACUCUUUGGAUGCCUCUGGGAUCAGAAGGUACAGGAAGCCUUGCUGAAUAAGUUCUCACUGUCGAGAUGGUCUUCACAGCACUCAAAGUCAACAUCCCUAGGUUCAUCUACUCCCAUAUUUUCUAUGAGUUCUCCAAUAUCAAGAAGAUUUAACAAUUUGUUUGGUAAAACAGGAACAUACAAUGUUUCCACCCCGGAAAUAACCAGUUCAUCCCUGGAAAACACAUCCAGUGCUUAUUCAUUGCUCAACUAAGAACAGGAAGAUCCAGCCCAUGGAACCUCUUGGGGAACACUGGACGUUCUCUGAAAAAGAGAUUGUUUCCAAGCCAUGGAUAAAAUGUUUUCUCCACAGGCUUCAGGAAGCAGAUGCUGAAGAGACUUUUUCAUUAGGGAAGGGGCUUUCUUUUGUAAAUACAGACUAAAAGGAAUUGUUACAUUCAUAUUGCAGCCCUACCCCCACCCCUUGUGUGAUACAGAAUGUGUAUAGUAUUUAAGUGAAACUCAAGCCAACUUCUCUGUCUAUAUUGUAAAAUAGAAUUUCAGAGACAUUUUUACUUUUCACACCCUGGGCCCAAAGAUAAGCUUUGAUUAAAAUAAUAAGUGAAAGGCUAGGACCUAGAAAAUACUUCAGUGAAUUCUAGGAAGGAAGGAAGGAAGGCAAGAAGAAAGGAAGAAAGAAGGGAGGGAUGGAGGAAACUAGAAGGAAAAGAAAAAAAUAGAGAACAACAUAAGGACCACAUUUUAAGAUUUCCAUGUUAAUGAACUAAUACAGUUGCUUCUCAGGUGCUGCAACACUGAAAAUUCAAAAAUGACUCCAAAAUAGAAAUUGAAAAUUAGCUGUGGAGAAACUUCAAUAUCUUCCUGGUAUUUCCUUAAUUAAGAGGGACCAAAAAAAAAACCAAAGGCAAUGAAAAAAUUAGGGAGGAAAUUAUAACAAAGAUGCUUUCAAGUGGAUGAUAAUAUUUACAAGAAUUUCAUAGAAGAAGACAUGAUUCUCCUGAUGCUAAACACAUAC
This is a messenger RNA of Kogia breviceps (pygmy sperm whale), 4996 nucleotides long. Lineage: Eukaryota; Metazoa; Chordata; Mammalia; Artiodactyla; Physeteridae. The record is from RefSeq and is a predicted model, not a curated record.